This is a messenger RNA of Verticillium dahliae VdLs.17, 2856 nucleotides long. Its product is annotated as pre-mRNA-splicing factor cwc22. Gene Ontology annotation, molecular function: RNA binding; protein binding. Gene Ontology annotation, biological process: mRNA splicing, via spliceosome. The transcript has 2 exons. Bases 1 to 2856 code for a protein of 951 amino acids. NCBI's taxonomy places the organism in Eukaryota, Fungi, Ascomycota, Sordariomycetes, Glomerellales, Plectosphaerellaceae. The record is from RefSeq and is a predicted model, not a curated record. Gene Ontology annotation, cellular component: catalytic step 2 spliceosome.
AUGGCCUCGGCAGAGGUUGAAUCACCUCGCGAUGGAGGCGCCCAAAGCCCGCCUCCUCGAGCACCACGAUCCCCUCGGCGCGAUCGCGAUCGCGACCGCGCCUUCAAACGCGACGAACGCCGUCCCCGUGAUGGCGGCGACAAGUACCGACCCGCGCCCCGAGAGCGCACGCCUCCUCCCGUCAAGACGGAGGAGGAGAAGCAGGCGAUAGCCAAGGCCGAAUACGAAAAACUCCUGACGAUGCGAUCCGGCGGCACAUACAUCCCGCCUGCCCGACUCCGCGCUCUGCAGGCCCAGAUUACCGACAAGUCGAGCAAGGAAUACCAGCGCCUCAUGUGGGAGGCCUUGAAGAAGUCCAUCAACGGCCUGAUCAACAAGGUCAACUACUCGAACAUCAAGCACAUUGUCCCCGAGCUCUUUGGCGAGAACCUCAUCAAGGGCCGCGGCCUGUUCUGCCGCAGCAUGAUGAAGGCGCAGGCGGCGUCUCUGCCCUUCACGCCCGUGUUCGCCGCCAUGGCCGCCAUUGUCAACACCAAGCUGCCUGCCGUCGGCGAGCUUCUCGUCAAGCGCCUCAUCAUGUCCUUCCGCAAGGGCUUCAAGCGUAGCGACAAGGCCGUCUGCGUGUCCAGCACGACCUUCCUCGCGCACCUCAUCAACCAGCAAGUCGCCCACGAGAUGCUCGCCGGCCAGAUGCUCCUGCUGCUGCUGCACAAGCCGACCGACGACAGUGUGGAGAUUGCCGUCAACUUCAUGCGCGAGGUGGGGCAACAUCUCCAAGAAAUGCAGCCAGCUAUUGCGUUGGCCGUGUGGGACCAGCUGCGGAACGUCUUGCACGAGGCAGACAUCGACAAGCGUGUGCAGUACAUGGUUGAGGUGCUCUUCCAGGUGCGCAAGGACAGCUUCAAGGACAACCCACCCAUCAAGGACGAGCUCGACUUGGUGGAGGAGGAGGAUCAGAUCACGCACCGCGUCGACCUCGACGGCGAGAUUGACGUCCAGGACGGUCUGAACAUCUUCAAGUAUGACCCGGAGUGGGAAGAGCACGAGCAAGCCUACCAGAAGCUCAAAGCCGAGAUCCUUGGCGAGGGCAGUGAUUACGAGGACGAUGAUGACGAAGACGAUGAGAGCUCCGAGGAAGAAGACAAUGAAGAGCAGAAGGCCAUGGAGAUCAAGGACCAGUCCAAUACCGACCUGGUCAACCUGCGACGAACAAUCUACCUCACGGUCAUGUCGUCCAUCGACCCCGAAGAAGCGGUGCACAAGCUGCUUCGGAUCAAUUUGCCGGCUGGCCAAGAACCGGAACUGCCAUCCAUGAUUGUCGAAAUCUGUUCGCAGGAGAAGAACUUUACCAAGUUCCACGGGCUCAUUGGCGAACGUUUUGCAAAGCUCAACCGAUUGUGGACGGGUCUUUUCGAAGACUCCUUCAUCGACUACUACAACAAGAUUCAUCGCUAUGAGACGAACCGUCUGCGCAACAUUGCCAUGUUCUUCUCAAGCCUGCUGGCAAGCGAUGCGAUCGGAUGGCACGUACUUUCUGCGAUUCAUCUGAACGAAGAAGAGACGACAAGUUCUAGCCGUAUCUUCAUCAAGAUCCUGUUCCAACACCUUGCUGAGGAGCUCGGCAUGCCGAAGUUGCAGGCGCGCACAAAGGAUGAGAUGCUGCAGCCCAGUCUGUCAGGCAUCUUCCCGCGCGACAAUGCCCGCAACAUCAGGUUCUCCAUCAACUACUUCACCAGUAUCGGCAUGGGUGCGCUCACGGAAGACAUGCGAGAGUAUCUCCAAAACAUGCCCAAGCCAGCACUCCCAGCCCCGGUGGCCGAUGACUCGGACUCGGACUCUGUCUCGAGCUACUCAUCCUACACUGGCUCUUCGUACUCUCGGUCGAGGUCACGCACACCUCCUCGCCGCGCCAUCGACCGCGGCCGCUCGUACUCGCGAUCCCGAUCGCCUGAAUCUCGAAGCGGCAGGAAGCGAUCGCACAGCCGCGGCAACAGCUCUUCCCGUUCGCGCUCUUAUACGCGCUCUCCUUCUCCUCCCGGCCGCCGCGCACGUCGCAACGACUCGUACUCCCGCAGUCCUUCGCCCAAGCGCGGACGCCGCCAAUCCAGCUACUCCCGCUCCCCAUCCCCCGCGCCUCGCGACCGUAGCCUCACGCGGUCCCCGCCACCUGCGCGCCGCAGACGCAACAGCUCCUCUGUCAGCAGAUCCCGCUCUCCCGCCCCCAAGCGGGCCGCAGCGCGCGAGCCCGCUCGCUCACUCAGCCCCUAUUCGCGCAGGGCAGCUGGUCUCGCCGCUCGCCCCCGCAGCCCCCCGGCUCGCGAACCCGCUCGUCGUGAGCCACCUCGUCGCGAGCCCUCUCGUUCGCUCAGCCCCUAUUCCCGCCGGGCAGCCGGUCUAGUCGGUCGGGCCCGCAGUCCCCCGCCCGCCCGCGUCCCACCCCCACCACCAGGCCGCCGAAGGGAAAGCUCCGCGGGCGGCAGCGCACCACGGAAGAAACCCCGCUACGACAGCCGCAGCCGCAGCCGCAGCCGCGCAGGAGCCGUUCGCCCUCGCCCCGCCGCCCGCGUCCCGCAGCAGACAGCCGCUCGCCCUCGCCUGGGCCGCCCCGACGCGCGGCGGAUAGUCGAUCACCCCUCGCCCCCGCCGGCCAAGGGUUCCCGCAGCGGUCGGCAGGGUUCGUACGUCUCGCGGUCCCCGUCGCCUGCGCCCCGUCGAGGCGGCGGCGGCGGAGGCUCCGCUCGCGGCAGGUCGCGAUCCCCCGGUGUCUCCGGCGGCGCCGCCCCGAAGCGCAGACUGCACAGCGAGUCCAUCUCCCGCUCGAGAAGCCCGCCGCCCCCGAAACGAGGACGCAGGUAA